AUGCAACGUAACGAUGUUACCCGUCGUAUAGAACGUGAUGUUUAUGACGUUUUGCAAUGGAAAAACCCAGUUCGUUCCGGCGCUACGUUGGCCAUUAUUGUCAGCUCAAUCAUGCUGACCCGUUCGUAUUCUUUGCUCCAACUCGGUGCUGCAUUGUUGACUGUCGCCAUCGGGUUGAAUCUCAUCUAUGUCACAUUUGUGACCCAGACUCAAAAGGUCUUUUCUGAAGGCAGUGAAGUUGUCCAUCCUUAUCGAGGUGUCAUUGGUAACAAGGAGCAGUUGACUACGGUCGACAAGCGUUUGGUCCAUCACUACAGCUCAUUGGGUGUCGAUAUUGCUGAGACCAUCAUCCGUGCACUUGCUCGCAUUGUCUUUAUCGAAGAUUCCAUGACCAGCUUGAAGUGGUUUGCCAUCUUUUACGUGACCUGGGCCAUUUCAGCACACAUGUCAAGCCGCACCAUUAUCCUUUUCUUUGUCAUUUCAGCCUUCAUUUUCCCUCGCUUGUACAUGUCCAACAAAGGCAUCGUGGAUUCGCACUUGAUGCAAGGAGAAGCUAUUUUGAAGGAACAGAUGAACAACGCCCAGUCAUACAUGAACGAUAACAUGGGUUCAGCUUAUGCAAAAACCAGAGCUUAUUUCGCCAAAGCUCAUACUACUGGUACUGAUGCAAAGAACUCCAUGUCCAACACAUCUGUAGCUGCUAAAAAGGAAGAGUAA
Molecule: messenger RNA, 717 nt
Organism: Zychaea mexicana
Lineage: Eukaryota; Fungi; Mucoromycota; Mucoromycetes; Mucorales; Lichtheimiaceae
Product: Reticulon-domain-containing protein
Exons: 3
Coding region: 1-717 (238 amino acids)
Source: RefSeq, a predicted model, not a curated record